ACCCGCCUGUCUCUCCCGCAGGGACGCCCAUCAACCGGCUGCCCAUCAUGGCCAAGCAGGUCCUGGACCUGUACGAGCUGUACAACCUGGUGGUGGCGCGCGGCGGCCUCGUCGACGUCAUCAACAAGAAGCUGUGGCAGGAGAUCAUCAAGGGCCUCAAGCUGCCCUCGUCCAUCACCAGCGCCGCCUUCACGCUCAGGACGCAGUACAUGAAGUACCUGUACCCUUAUGAGUGCGAGAAGAUGAAGCUGUCCAACCCGGCGGAGCUCCAGUGCGCCAUCGACGGCAACCGGCGCGAGGGGCGGCGGUCCUCCUACGGCACCUACGGGGACACGGUGCAGCCCCCUCUCCUCCCCCUACAGAACCUGCAGUCUCUCCAGAACCUACAGAACCUACAGAACCCCCUCAGUCUAGUACCGCGACCACAGCUCAACGGCAACGGGAACGGUAGUUCUCAUCCGCUGGCACCGCAGGACUAUCUCUUGGGUCGCGGAGGUUCCCCCCCGGGGUCGCAGGAGGCGCUGCUGGAGGCGACGCGACUCACCAUGUGGAAGCUGUACAACCAGGGCCUCGGCGGAGGCUUCCAGCACGAGGAGGACGGGCCCAAGCUGCCCCCGCCCCCCCACCCCCUGGCGGGCAUCCCCUUCCCGCCGCAGAAGGAGGCGCUCAACCUCGACGUCAAGGAGGACGAUGUGCCGCCCCUUCUUGAUAACCGAGGAUAUCAGGCCUUCUGCUUGCAGCGGCCGGGGCGCGUCAAGGAGAGCGACCAGCGCGCCGACCUCCGCAACGACCUCCGCAACGACCUGCGCAACGACCUGCGCAACGACAUCCGCAGCCGCCUAGAAGAGGGGUCGUUGCCCCCCGCGCCCAAACGCCAGGCCCAGCAGGAGGACCCCCACGACCACCGCCUCCCUCCCCCCACCACCCCCGGGCCCCCAGGCCAGUCGGCCGCCAACAUCAAGAUCACUUCCAGGGGCGACGGUCGAAGCCAGGACCAGAGUUUAGUGGUGAGCAUGGAAAUCAACGGCAUUCUGUACCAGGGGGUUUUGUUUGCUCAGGCGCCCAGGGCCCGUUUCAGCUAAGGCGGCGCCCCCUGCCGACCACCUGGUAAACUUCCUCCUCCCGAGGGCUGAGGCUGGCGCAGGGCCCGCCCCCUACCCCCUGCCAGAUAGUCUAGGUCUGGGGGCUGUGGGCGGUACAGAAGUAGUCGUUGCUGGAGAUGUCACGGCCCGCGAAGUCACGGGACGUCGAGGCGCCUAGGACUUCGACGGCGCUCCAGCCAUGCGACGAGACUUCCGCCAACUUCAGUCUUCUGUUCCCCCAGGGGCCGAGUCUCCCGGAUUCGAACGCGCCGCGGGGGAAAUACCAUGUAAUAAAGUCAUUGUAGUGCUUAAUGAAACUUGGCGAAACCCUGAAUCAGGGUCACUUGUAUUUAUUUGUGUAAUUAUUACGAUGUUGUGUGAUGAUGAUACUUGUACAGUAUUGUUCCGUGAGAGCAAGUGACGUAUUCCUGUUUCUCUCCUGUUGUUGUCGGGUCAGUUUAUGCUAAGACAACCGUGCGGUGAUCUCAUGAACCUAAUACUCAAGUCGGGGGGUUCUGAUGCUUCCUGCUGCGGGAGCCUCGGCGGAAGCGGCCCAGAAAGGCUCCAGAAGAGCGCGCUGACGUCUUCCCGUCAGUGUGGAGUUCCGUGAAGCACCGUAGAAGGCUGCAGCGUCCCCGCCUGUGGUUGCGAGAAGCUGUGGUGAUCCCAACAGAUGCUGCCAAAGACUGUAGUAUCCUCCAGACGCUGCCAGCGCCGCGGCGUCCUUCCUAGACUGCGGGAGACCACGCCGCCUACUGCAGGAGGCGCGGGACGACAGGACGUCUCCAUUCCGGUGGACGAGAAGAUUCAAGCCACAGGUGUUUGUUCACUGGAUGACACAAGCACACUGCCAUGAACUGCCAUGAACAUCGUGCGGCGGAUCGGAGGCCACCGCCGUCAGAACCGCCCCACCCACUUUAUACAUAUAUAUAUAUAUAUAUAAACACAUAGAAUCACUUGCCGCUCCCGACCGAACGCCUUCUCCAGGCGAGCCAGUCGGCGGCCGCGGAAAAUAAAAAUAAAAAGCCACCGUUAGCGCCAGGUGUGGCCGAUCCUGUUAAUUUGUUGAUUGUUUCUGUUUGCAAUGUUUUGGUUGAACGCUGUUGACUUGUGCGUUUUACGAAGUGUUGAGACUGAGCGAAGGCCGAGCGGGUGAGCACGGGCGCCCAGGCCGACGGCUCGGCCCGCGGGAGGGAGCGCCGCCCCCCCGCCGGCCGGCACUGUGGUGACUCGCGUGCGACGAUGACUUCACACUACGUUAGAAAUGUUGAUGUUGUGAGACAGACCCAGAAGAGACCACAUGUCAAGUCCUGAAAGCCUUGAUAACAGAGUGCAAUAUCCUGUUGUUACGAUGUGAAAGAUCUCAAAAUUGAAAAAAAAAAAUUCUUUCGAAUAUUCUUCGUACCUGAAUUGUUUUGACUAAAAAAAUUCCAGGUUAUGAUUUUUGUGUCUCCUAUUACCAUAUACAAAUUAGCUGACAAUUAGUCAAUUGUCUCCCAACCUUCUACAUUAAUCAGUAGCAUUUUUGUAAUGCCUUACAUUUUUUUAUUAGACUUAUUUUUGCUAGGAGGAAUAUUUACUGUUAGUUAGUCAUUGGUUAGGUUAGGUUGGUGUGCAUGGUGACGUGGUGGUGCAUGUGGCGAGCGCGCGCGCCCGCACGGCCUCCGCCCCGUGCCCCGCGCGACGUGUGCCAAAAGCAGGGCGGCGGCAAGGCGGUCGGCCGGCGCGGGCGAGCGCGUGUCUAGCAGUUAACUCAGGGAUCCUCCUCAAGUGAUCGCGCUCCGCGGCUCCAGGCGGCUGCGCUUGCGGCUGCGGCUGCUGCGGCGACCCGUCGAGGACGCUGGGCCGCGGGCGGGGUCGCAAGUGUGCGUGUCUGCGUGUGAGCGUGAGCGGCGCCGCCAGCGAGGGGCGGGCAGGGCGAGGCGGGCGGCGGGGGCGCGCGAGGACGAGCGCUCCCGAGCCGCCCCGCGAGGCACGGCCGCGCCCCUGCGCUUGCCCGGCGCCCUGAGGUAGCGGGGGUCCGCUGGCCGGCCCUGAGUGUAGCCAGGGGGUCCUCGCCCCCUCCCCCUCCUUCCUCCUCCGUGAACUCUCCCUGUGCCACGUGGGUUCAGCGUGUUCCGACCUAUUAUCUUAUUGCUACCAUUACGAUGUUAAUGUUAAGGUUAUGUUGUAAAUGACUUGUCAUGUACAGAAUGUACAGCUCUCCAGUGUUCUUCCCAGACCACCGGGGGAGCCGCGCGCCCCCAGCAUGGAUAACAGAUAAGCUUAUAGGUAGAGCGGCAGUUACUUAAAAGUGAAACAGUAACAAUAAAGUGUUAGUAGUGACUC
Molecule: messenger RNA, 3410 nt
Organism: Penaeus monodon (black tiger shrimp)
Lineage: Eukaryota; Metazoa; Arthropoda; Malacostraca; Decapoda; Penaeidae
Product: AT-rich interactive domain-containing protein 3A-like
Exons: 5
Coding region: 48-1082 (344 amino acids)
Biological process (GO): regulation of transcription by RNA polymerase II
Cellular component (GO): nucleus
Molecular function (GO): DNA binding
Source: RefSeq, a predicted model, not a curated record